GUAGAAAGAGAUCCAAGUUUAGCAAAUGGGAACACAUAAAAAGAGGAACGUAGCACACAAAUGUUGGCUGUAAAGUAUACGAAUCAUUUUUGAACAACAACACUCAAAAAAAGAAAAAAAAAAUACAUUUAUUCUUUUCUCUGGCUUCAAACCAUAGCCUCCUCUUCUCUCUUCUUCGUUCGAAAUUUCCAACUACCAUUUCCUGUUUUUCCAUUUUUAUUACUAUAACAUAAAGAAAGACGAAGGAGAAGCAGAACCUAGUUCGCUUCGCCAUUCGCCUUUUUAGUCUACUCUGUUCGCAUUCAGUAGCAGCUUGCUGGUGUCCUUUCGAAAAAAGACAUGAAUUUUUCUAGCUCAAAUUUCCUAUUACUAACACUGUUAUUGAGUUAUUUGUUCAGUUUUUCUUUAAUUUGUGAAGCCGAUCCUCGGAUUUCAGAAGCUGGACUUGUCUGUGGUACGAACAGAACAUCACCAGCUGUGAUAAUUCCUCAGUUCGUUAAAUUAAUGGAAGUUGUUUCACAACGAGUACCGGAACACGGUUGGGGAAGUCACGGCGUAAAUUCAACAAAUAUUUCAAUUUACGCUUUAGCAAAUUGUUAUGAAGAUCUUCCUCGUACAGAUUGUCUUUUAUGUUACGCAGCAAGUCGUACGAGGCUACCCCGUUGUCUUCCUGGUAAAUCUGGUCGAAUUUAUCUCGACGGUUGUUUUCUUCGUUACGAUAUUUAUGAUUUUUUCAAUGAAACAACUGAUUCGAAAGAAGAUAAAGUGAAUUGUAGUAGCUCAAUUGGAUUGGCUAGUGGACAGGAAUUGGCCACGUUAAAGGUUACUGCUGGUAAUUUGAUUACAAAUUUGACGGGGACAGCGGUGGCGAACGGUGGUUAUGCGGUGGCGCAUUUGAACGGAGUUUAUGGAUUGGCACAGUGUUGGAAAACUGUGAGUAAAAAAGGUUGUAGGGAGUGUUUGGAUAAAGCAAGUAGAGAAAUUAAAGGAUGUUUUCCUAGUAAAGAUGCUAGAGCUUUAAUUGCUGGUUGUUAUUUGAGAUAUUCUACUCAGGAUUUUCUCAACGAACCAUCUCAGGGUAAUAGUAGUGGGGUAAGCAAAGGAGUUAUAGUAGCUAUUGUUCUUGGUGUGACAGCUUUAAUAAUGCUGGCUCUCUUUGUAGCUUACGCAGCUCGUAAAAGAUCAUUAACGCGAGAACGAGAACGCAUUAAUCUUGGAAAAAUAUCGAGUUCAUACAACAGAUCAAGCUUGAAUUAUAAGUAUGAAAAUCUUGAGAAGGCAACAAAUUACUUUGAUUCUUCAACUAAAGUAGGCCAAGGAGGAAAUGGUUCUGUAUAUAAAGGAACUCUGCCUAAUGGAAAUGUUAUUGCAGUUAAGAGAUUGUUUUUCAAUACAAGACAAUGGGUUGAUGAAUUCUUCAAUGAAGUUAAUCUAAUCAAUGGAAUUGAACACAAAAAUCUUGUUAAGUUGUUGGGUUGUAGUAUUGAAGGCCCCGAGAGCUUGCUCGUAUAUGAGUUUGUGCCAAAUAAGAGCUUGGACCAAUACCUCUUUGACAAGAACAAGAUAAAGAUUCUAAGUUGGGAAGAACGUUUCCAUAUUAUAGUUGGAACAGCAGAAGGCCUUGCAUUCUUACAUGGAGGUUCAGAAAUCAGAAUCAUUCAUAGGGACAUCAAGAGUUCCAAUGUACUUCUCGAUGAAAAUCUUGAAGCAAAAAUCGCUGAUUUUGGACUUGCUCGGUGUUUUGCAGCUGAUAAAACUCAUCUUAGUACUGGAAUUGCUGGCACAUUAGGAUAUAUGGCUCCUGAAUACCUAGUAAAAGGACAGCUAACAGAGAAGGCUGAUGUCUAUAGUUAUGGAGUGCUUGUUCUUGAAAUUGUUUGUGGCAGAAAAAACAUUGCCUUUGCUGAGGAUUCUGGAUCUCUACUACAAACAGUGUGGAAACUCUACACAACAAAUCAAGUUACUGAAGCAUUAGACCCUCUGUUAAAAGGCAAUUUUCCACCAAAAGAGGCAUCAAAGGUCCUAAAAGUGGGGCUAUUAUGCACUCAAGCUUCUGUCGCUUUAAGACCAUCAAUGACUGAAGUUGUCCAAAUGUUAACAUGUGAAGAUUAUCAAAUUCCAGAACCAUGCCAACCACCUUUCUUAAAUUCAAGUUUAUUAGCUGGCGGCUCUCUUAAAUCUAGCAUAAGAAGUUUAGUCUCAAGUACACUCUUUAAAUUAGAUGAAUCUUAUACCACUACUACAGGGACAGGGUCCUCUAGUAUACAAAGUUCAUCAGAUGGACCACCAAGAAGUGAUGAAUUUCUUCUAAAACAGUCUGAAAAUAGGAAAUAAGUUGAUUGAAAAAAAAAAAAAAAUUUUGCAGUGCAUUUUUUUUUGUACAGUUAUAGAACUAGUAGUGCAUUUUUGUGAUAUAAUUUGGAUUUGUUGGUGAGGAAUGAUACAAAAAAGUGUAGACAGAAGCAGAGCGACAUGUUUCGUUUUCAAAGAGUUGUGCGAAUUGCUAAAAGCUAAUUUAUUGUCCUGCCUUUUGUCAAUUA
This is a messenger RNA of Nicotiana attenuata, 2540 nucleotides long. RefSeq names its product cysteine-rich receptor-like protein kinase 42. Gene Ontology annotation, biological process: protein phosphorylation. The transcript has 6 exons. Bases 340 to 2334 code for a protein of 664 amino acids. The record is from RefSeq and is a predicted model, not a curated record. Lineage: Eukaryota; Viridiplantae; Streptophyta; Magnoliopsida; Solanales; Solanaceae. Gene Ontology annotation, molecular function: protein kinase activity; ATP binding.